This is a messenger RNA of Galleria mellonella (greater wax moth), 960 nucleotides long. Its product is annotated as sodium/potassium-transporting ATPase subunit beta-1-like. Gene Ontology annotation, biological process: intracellular sodium ion homeostasis; sodium ion export across plasma membrane; intracellular potassium ion homeostasis. Gene Ontology annotation, cellular component: sodium:potassium-exchanging ATPase complex. NCBI's taxonomy places the organism in Eukaryota, Metazoa, Arthropoda, Insecta, Lepidoptera, Pyralidae. The record is from RefSeq and is a predicted model, not a curated record. The coding region runs from base 1 to 960 and encodes 319 amino acids. Gene Ontology annotation, molecular function: ATPase activator activity. The transcript has a single exon.
AUGGUUCCGAAGUCGAAAGGAAAGAAACGUUCGGACAUGAAAAAAAGCUUGUCGCCCCUAAAAGUAGGUGGCAGAGAUAUACCAGCAAUCCAAGUGGCUACAACUUCCAAAGAACCUGUUCAUCUGCCAACGGAGGUUACUCCAGCAAAACCAAAGAGAAGAAAGUGUUUAAAAUAUCUUUACAAUAGAGAGAAUAAAACAUUUUGUGGACGAACCUGUAAAAGUUGGCUGGCAAUAGUGUGUUAUUCCAUCAUGUACAUUUUGUUCUUGAGUACGUAUACGUUGAUAUUUCUUUUUGGAAGUUUAACAGCUCUCAAAUACACUUCUAAUUAUCAAACAGUCGAUAAAGCAGAGCUACUGACUUACGGGGAAAAUGGUAUAGGAUUAUCAGCCACUCCUGCCUCAGUAAACGGUGUCCCUUUAAUUUGGUACAGAAGUGGAAAGUCAGAGGACUAUCAGAAGUAUACCAGCGCUCUCGAUAGAUUGCUACAAAAGAAUCGAAGGAAAAGGGAACUCAAUAAUACUGAUUUGGGCCCUUGUGCAUAUCCUCCAUAUGGUUUCGGUGAUCAACCGUGCAUUAUUAUAAAAAUAAAUAAACAAUUAAAAUGGAAAGGAAAUCCUUUAGAACCUAACUCGGCCCGAGCUAAUAACGCUCCAACCGAAGUGAAGAAAUGGCUGAGGUCAGAUAAAAAGAUGUUAUGGCUUCACUGCACCGGAUUUCAUUCGUACGAUAAAGAGCAUGUUGGACAUAUAAAAUAUUACCCAGAUCCCCCGGGAUUUGACCCAGAUAUAUUCCCUUUAGAUAUGCAAAGCAAGUCUCCUCUAGUUGCUGUGCAAAUAUCUAAUUUUACAGUUGGUAUUUCGUUAGCAAUUGAGUGCAAGCUUUGGUAUGACAAAGGACCCUCGUCCGUUGAUUUUAUAUUGUAUGUGGCUCCUGAUAUUAGGACAGAAAUUCAGUAG